AUGGAUUCGAACCCUGAUGUGGCCCAGUUCAUUCAGUCUGCAGCAACGCAUACAGAUGAAACUUGUAAACUAAUCGUACUUGGUCUGGAGGGGAUCGGCAAAACAACUUUGAUCAAUGAAGCAUGCGGAACACAUUUCAAUACAAGUGAUGGGCGUAGUGGAUGCAGCGUGAAAGAAAACCAAAAGGGUACGUUUCGUGUUGAUGGAUUCUCUCGUUGUUACGAACUCAUUGAUAUGCUCGGGAUCAAUUAUAAGAAUCCAGGUGAAUGGCAGAAAGCACUUCAUGGGCGUUCUGAAGUACAUGGUGUUAUAUUUUUACUUAGUGGUAUUAAUCCUCGUGAGAGUGCUCUUGGUGAACUACCUCGGAUCAAAGAUUACUGCUCCAAUCUGGACAUUCCUAUGCUAUUUAUUUAUCGUGAUGGAUUUCUUAACUUCGCACCACGUAUUAGAAUCUACGCUGACACCCAUGAAAUCGAGGUUGAUGAUGAAGAAGCAAUGUGCAAAAUAGUCAAGACUAAAUUUCUCCGCUAUCAAAAUCUGCAGGAAGUUAAAGGCGUUAUUGCACAAACUUUCGCAAAUGCUCAACAACUUCAUCAGCUACUUGAUCCCAUUGUUAUCUGUGGACAUGUAAAAAUGCUACGAGAAGAAAAUGAAAAUUUUAAAAUGGAAAUCAAAUCUCUGGAACAGAACCAUCGAAAUAUCAUGAAUGAGCAAAAGAAAGAAUAUGAUAAUCAAAUUUCAUUGCUCAACGAAUUACUAGUCAAAGCUGUACUAAACGUCAAAGAAUUGAAACAGACAAUUGAUAAGAUAUCCGAGGACAAUCAAAAGCAACUGCAGGAACUCAUCAAAGUGACUCAAUCCCUCAACAGCGAUAAUGAACAUCUUCGACUGAAAAAUGAGGAUCUUACCAAACAAAAGAGUGCUCUGGAAAAAACGUAUACAGAUUUGUACGAAGAAAAAGAUGCAUUACUCAUCGCUAUUCGAGAGGCAAAGAUAAAACGGCAACUGCUUGAAAUCGUCAAAAAUAAACUGGAUAAUGAAAUAGAUAAUCUGACACGGACCAAAGAUAACUUGGAGAAGGAGAAAAAUGUCUUGAAGAACAAAAAAUUACGCCAGCAACAGCGAAUGCGUCAUAUAGGCAAAAUAUGUUGA
Rotaria sp. Silwood2 is the source of this 1152-nucleotide messenger RNA. The record is from the annotation of a GenBank genome assembly. Lineage: Eukaryota; Metazoa; Rotifera; Eurotatoria; Philodinida; Philodinidae.